Molecule: messenger RNA, 738 nt
Organism: Lasiodiplodia theobromae
Lineage: Eukaryota; Fungi; Ascomycota; Dothideomycetes; Botryosphaeriales; Botryosphaeriaceae
Product: Ethyl tert-butyl ether degradation protein
Exons: 2
Coding region: 1-738 (245 amino acids)
Source: RefSeq, a predicted model, not a curated record
AUGCAUCUUCCCGGCUUCCUCCUCCUAGCCACUAGCUGGCUACCCGCCCCCGGAAACGCCGGAGCCAAUCAGAACGUCCUCGCCGCCCGUACCAUCGAAUCAUCAUCAUCGUCAUCAGCCUCACCACCACCACCACCAUCCGCGAACUCCUCUUCUUCCUCCCUCUGCCCACCCCUCACCCCCUCCCCCCUCACCAUCGCCCAGCUCACCUCCUCCUUCCCCCCUCCGCGCGCCGCUACCAUCAGCGCCUGGGAUUUGGCGGCAGUCGACGCGAUCAAGCACGCGCUGACGCUGUACGCCUUCGCCAUCGACGGGCGCGACUGGGACGGGCUGGACGCCGUCUUCGCCCCCGGCGCGACGGCCGACUACGGCGCGCCGAUCGGCGUGCUGACGGGCGGUCGCGACCAGAUCAAGCAGACGCUGCCGCCGUACUUGACUGUUUUUGCGGCGACGCAGCACGUGUUGGGGACGCAGGUGGUUAGUGUUUGCGAUGAUGGUGGUGAGGAGUACGAGAGGGAGUUUAAGAGGAAUGCGGUGUCGGUGACGUAUUUCACGGCGGCGCAUUUCAAGAACGGGACCGAGGGGAAGGGGCUGGACGAGCCGGUGGGGAUGAAGGAUGUGAUGUAUGCGUACGGGCAGUAUCAGGAUCGGUGGGGGGUGCAGGAGGAUGGGACGUGGAAGAUUGAGCACCGGAAUCUGGUGUAUAUGGGUCCCUUCGUUUCUGAUACCUCCUCCUAA